CAAACUUUUUUAAACAAAAUUCACUCUUUCUUCUUUCCCCUUUUCACUUCUCUCUGACACACAACGACAACAACAACAAAGAGAAAAAAAAAAAAAAAAAAAACCCAACUUCCCAUUGCUCUCUUCCAUUUUUCUCUUCUGCCACUCAUGGCGGAAGCUGCUGUUCCUAUUCCUCACCGGAUACUCUCCUUAUCCGCCCUUGACGCCGUCGGAAAACAUAGGUUGCUCGCUGAAAUGAAGCGCCUCGAGCAAGAGGCUAGAUUUCUAGAGGAGGAGCUGGAGCAGCUUGAAAAAUUAGACAAAGCAUCGGCAUCAUGUAAAGAGUUAUUGGGCAGUGUAGAAAUGAGAUCAGACCCUCUACUUCCAGAGACUCUCGGCCCGGUUAAUCCAGUUUGGGAUCAAUGGUUCGAAGGCCCGAAAGAUUCAAAUCGAUGCCAUUGUCGAUGCAGAUGCUGGAUUCUGUAACCAUUUUGUUUGAUUAUGUAUACAAUUUUCUGGUUCCUACAAAAUGCGAGGUCCUGAUUGCCAAAUGAAUUUGAAAGAGCUCUAUCAUGUGAUGAUCUUUGGCAAUCUCAAGAUUCACUCAUUUCUUGUUAAAAGGGCUUUCACAUUAAUGGAUGUUCAUGUUGUGGUUUUCAAAAACAAUUUUUAUAGGGUUUUGUUGGUAAUUGGUACAGCUAUAGAAUUAUAAAAUAUAGAGUGAGUUUGAUUA
This is a messenger RNA of Cucumis melo (muskmelon), 712 nucleotides long. RefSeq names its product guanine nucleotide-binding protein subunit gamma 2. Lineage: Eukaryota; Viridiplantae; Streptophyta; Magnoliopsida; Cucurbitales; Cucurbitaceae. Gene Ontology annotation, biological process: G protein-coupled receptor signaling pathway. The transcript is spliced from 4 exons. The coding region runs from base 148 to 465 and encodes 105 amino acids. The record is from RefSeq and is a predicted model, not a curated record.